Messenger RNA from Drosophila obscura, 747 nucleotides. RefSeq names its product SUMO-conjugating enzyme UBC9-B-like. Gene Ontology annotation, biological process: protein sumoylation. The transcript has a single exon. NCBI's taxonomy places the organism in Eukaryota, Metazoa, Arthropoda, Insecta, Diptera, Drosophilidae. Gene Ontology annotation, molecular function: SUMO conjugating enzyme activity. The record is from RefSeq and is a predicted model, not a curated record. Gene Ontology annotation, cellular component: nucleus. Bases 53 to 646 code for a protein of 197 amino acids.
CAAACGUCAUUUCUCAUUUCUGCGUACAGUUUGAAAAAAAAGAAAAUUGAAAAUGUCUGGAACUGCCGUUGCUAAAUUGUCUGAGCAGCGUAAGUCCUGGCGCAAGGAUCAUCCUUUUGGCUUUGUGGCCCGUCCCUGCAAGAAACCUGAUGGCACUUUGACCCUUUUCCGCUGGGAGUGCGAGAUCCCUGGCAAAAAGGGCACCGACUGGGAGGGUGGCGUCUACAAGCUAAUCAUGCACUUCACAGACGAUUUUCCAUGCUAUCCGCCGAUCUGCAAGUUUGAGCCUGCCCUUUUUCAUCCGAAUAUCUUUCCAUCGGGCACCGUCUGCCUGUCGCUGCUGAACGCCGACCAGGGCUGGCGCCAGGACACGAGCAUCAAGCAAAUCCUGCUGGCCAUCCAGCAGCUGCUGGACGAACCAAACAUUGUUGACCCGGCCCAGGCCACUGCCUACACCAUUUACAAGUUCAAUCGCUUGGAGUAUGACAAGCUCGUGCGUGGCCAGGCCCGUGCCAUGACCCCUAAAGCUGAAGCUGCAAACGACGCCAAAGCUGAAGCUACAACCGAUGCCAAAGCCAAAGGCAAAGCCGAAGGCAAAGCCGAAGGCGAAUCUCAAGAACAGCCAUUAACCAAAUCAAAUGAUUAAACUACAAAUAUAAUUAUACUAAAAUUUAAUAUUAACGAAAUUGGAGUCUGCGCUAACAUGCAAACAGAAUAUAAAUAAAGAUUCCAUUUCGAAUAGAAUAC